This is a messenger RNA of Hyposmocoma kahamanoa, 1875 nucleotides long. Its product is annotated as lysosome membrane protein 2-like. Lineage: Eukaryota; Metazoa; Arthropoda; Insecta; Lepidoptera; Cosmopterigidae. The record is from RefSeq and is a predicted model, not a curated record. Gene Ontology annotation, molecular function: scavenger receptor activity. The transcript is spliced from 11 exons. Gene Ontology annotation, cellular component: membrane; cytoplasm. Bases 234 to 1832 code for a protein of 532 amino acids.
CACUAAAAAAAAAUCAGUGAUAAAUUUUAAAAUUGUCAUUAUCAUUUGUAACAACAAUAUUUUUAUCACAUUCAUAACAGUUCGAAAGUUAUUUAAACUUUAAAAGCUGUAUCACCCGAAAGGCCGCAAACUUGAACUUGGUUAAUGUUUAAAUAUUAUUUUAAAAGUGUAUUGACUCUUUGUGAACGUGUGUUGCGUACUUAAUAUAUAAUACGUGGCACGGAUACUCUCAGAUGCUGAUUUUUUCCAAAUCUUCUGAAAUGGGAUUUAUCACCCAAUUCAAUGGAAAGCCGAUAAUGGCUAGCAGAAAAAAAGUGUUUAUUUUCUUCGGUUUGGGGAUCAUUUGUUUAACAUUAGCAGCUGCAUUGAUAUUUACUGAUCCCAUCCUCGCCAUAGCCAAAUACAGAACACGAGUGGCGAUAAAUUCAAGAGUGCACGAUCUCAUGAAAGGUCCAGUUACUACUGUUCACAUCUCAGUGUACUUGUUCAACGUUACCAAUGCGGAGCGGUUUAUAGCUGGCGAGGAUGAGAAGCUAAAGGUUGAAGAAGUCGGACCUUUUACUUACAGAGAGGAUAGAAAAUUUGAUAAACUAGAAAUAGACGAAGCGGCAGGUGUUAUGCGAUACAGCCCUCGAUUCGACCCCGUGUUCAUGCCGGAGGAGUCCAUCGCGCAUCCUAAAGAUGUUUAUGUCACUAUGCCUAGCUUUUCAAUGAUGACCUCAGUGUCAAUGAUGAGCCACCAUCCAUAUUUGAGUCGCAUGGCGUUCAACAUGCUGGCCAAACAGAUUAACUCCAAACCAAUGGUGUCCAUAGAAGCCCACAACUACCUGUGGGGCUAUGAGGACACCCUUCUCACCUUGGGGCACACUUUCAUGCCUAGUUGGAUACAAUUUGAUACUUUGGGCUUGUUGGACAGAAUGUAUGACAAAAAUCUUGAGUACACCCUGGAGGUAGGAGCAAAACACGAAGACAAGUUUUUAAUCAAACAGUUGGACGGGUAUGCAGGAUUAAGAAACUGGAAUUACGAGGAUCCAAGUGAAAGGACCAAAUGCAACUCCUUCAUAAAUGCCUACGAGGGCCUUGUCUAUUCUACCGAUCUAACUCCUGAGACCCCCCUCAGGAUCUUUAGAAACGUCCUUUGUCGUAUGUUAGAGCUAGAUUACCACGACACCGUAACAAUGGACUACGGUCCAAAGGCUUUGUUAUACAAGAUCAGUAACAGAACGUUUCAGAAUGGUCCAGACAAAGAAUGUACCUGUCAAAGGGGAUUGUGUGUUGACGGAAUAUCGGAUUUGUCCCCUUGUUUUUAUGGAUUGCCUUUAGCGUUAUCAAACGCCCAUUUUCUGUAUGGUGGACCUCACUUAUUUGAACGUAUCGAAGGCUUGAAACCUGAUGAGCAGAAGCAUGGGAGCAAAAUCUUGAUUGAGCCGAAACUUGGCGUAGUCCUUGGGACAACGUUUUCAAUGCAAGUGAACAUAGUAAUUGGGGACGCAACUUACAACGAAGAUGCCAAACGAUUCUCCGACAUGAUUCUACCGAUUGGAUACUUUAAAAUUGUUAAACCGGCACUACCAGAUGAGGACAAAACAAUGAUGUACGACAUGUACAUUACUGGUCCUUAUUUAGUUUUGGCAAUGCAGCUAAUUUUAUUCAUCCUGGGCAUAUCAAUGCUUUUCCAUACGGCUCGUCUUCUGUAUUGGAACUGGGUCUGCAAUGGACAGCGAGGCAUGGAAUUCCAACUAUGUGAAGAUGAAAAGAAAAUGACCGUAGUCGACGUGGAUGUGCCAUUGAUGAACAAGAAUUCUGAAUUGUUGGAAAAACAUAGAAUAUGAUGCAGUGAAGCGAAUUUUCAGAUUCAUCUAGUAUUUCACGAAG